Messenger RNA from Gongylonema pulchrum, 546 nucleotides. The record is from the annotation of a GenBank genome assembly. Lineage: Eukaryota; Metazoa; Nematoda; Chromadorea; Rhabditida; Gongylonematidae.
AUGUUACCGAAUGCUGCUGCGGGUUACAUUCCAAUCCCUGAUCCCUAUUCUCACAUUUGGCAAGUUAGCGAGGCGCGUUAUGUAGUGUUGCGCCUCACAGAUCAGUUAAGAACUGAUCUGGAUCUGCAGGAAUGCAGUGCGUUUGUUCGGCUCAAAGGAGAGUGCAUUUCGAGUCCAAUUUCAGAUGUGAUUAUAUCAACAGGAGGAACAGGAUUCUCUGCUCGUGAUGUUACGCCUGAGGCAACGCUGAAUGUCAUUAAAAAACGUUGCGGUGGAAUGGAAGUAGCCUUGCAUAUGCGAUCACUGGCUGCCACAUCUCUAGCUGCUUUAUCGCGGCUUUGCGUCGGUAUCCGAGAUUCCACACUGAUCAUCAAUUUACCUGGGAACCCAAAAGCAGUGAAAGAAUGCUUUGAAGUUCUGGAAGAAACAUUGCCACACGCGAUGGAUAUUCUGAGUGAUAAAAAGGAUAGCAUCAAAGAUUGCCACUUCAGCUUGACGACUGAUGAAAAGCUCAACGAUGGUGACUCAGGCCGACGCCAUUCGUAA